Caretta caretta (loggerhead turtle) is the source of this 810-nucleotide messenger RNA. The record is from RefSeq and is a predicted model, not a curated record. Lineage: Eukaryota; Metazoa; Chordata; Testudines; Cheloniidae.
AUGGGCAGGAGGUGGUGCUAUGCCAUCAACCCGCUUGGUUACAAGUGGGACCAUGUUAACCUGACCUAUAAGAUUGUGCAGUUCCCCAGCACGCUGAACAAGGGUGACACAGAGAGAGCCAUUGCUGCUGCCUUCCGCAUGUGGAGUGAAGUCUCGCCCCUCGGCUUCCGGCGCCUGCCCCCUGCCCAGCCGGCUGACAUCACCGUAGGGGUCUGGCUGAAUCACCUGGUCCAGGUGGCAGCUCAUGAGAUUGGCCAUGCCCUGGGCCUGUGGCAUUCGCGGGACGUCCAUGCGCUCAUGCACCCAAACGCUACCUACAGCAGGACGUGGCGCAUCGGCCACGAUGACGUCUGGGCCGUUCAGCGACUGUACGGCUGUGUGGAUGAGAAGCGGCAGUGUGAGCCUUGGGCCCGGCUGGGAUUCUGCAUGCGCCGGCAAGCCUUCAUGAAGAGGCACUGCCCCAAAGUCUGCAACUCCUGCUUCGAGCCCCUUGCUGUCUCCUCCCCCCCCCCCCCCCCCAUUCACACCAAGUACAUCUCCGAAGGCAGAGUCAUAACCUUCUGCUGUGGGCUGAACUCCUCCAGGCCACACCUGCAAGUCAGCUGGUACAAAGAUGGGGAGCUCCUUUCAGAUUCUGUUCCCCGCUUCAAGCUGCUGCCAUGCCAGGAGCUGUGCGUUCGUGCCACUAUGUUCAGCGAAGGGCAGUACACGUGCUUGAUCCGCCACGCCAGUCGGAUCCUCCGGGCCCAUUCUUGGCAGAUAAAGCUCAAGGCCAGGAGUCCUUCCUCUCACAAGCAACCAGGGCUCUGA